This is a messenger RNA of Nymphaea colorata (pocket water lily), 1268 nucleotides long. RefSeq lists its product as uncharacterized. The transcript is spliced from 2 exons. NCBI's taxonomy places the organism in Eukaryota, Viridiplantae, Streptophyta, Magnoliopsida, Nymphaeales, Nymphaeaceae. The record is from RefSeq and is a predicted model, not a curated record. Bases 823 to 1146 code for a protein of 107 amino acids.
AAUAUACUCUUAAUAACAUUUUUUUUGGAUAUUCAAAUAUUUAGAUCCAAAUUUAGGUUGAAAUACGAACAAAGAAAAGUUACAUUCAACCCCGAAAUCCGAUUUUAUAAUCCAAAUGCAAUCUGAAUCUGUUUUUUAUCCGAAUCUAAAUUUUACACCAAAUUUGAUUGAUUUUCAACCAUGCAAGAGCAUUCGAUAUAAGUAUUUAUUUAAAUUUUGUUUUCCUUAUCUGGUUUUUGAGAAUGGUUCGAUCGAAUAUCUAACGCCAAUCAAAUAUAUUGACAUCAGCUCUUGCACUUUGACUUGUCUUUUUUGGUUUUCUUUUAAUUUUCUUUUCAUGGUGAACCUUUUCGACUACAAAAUUGAAAUUUUAGGACUGGAAACAAAGAAAUUACUUGAAAAACCAGCGGUAUUUUGAGACUAUUUUACUCAUUUCUCAUGCAUAUAUGUUGGAACUGGAUAAAUAUAAAGUUUCAUGGACUGAUUGUAAUUUGCUUUGACGAUCAACUUGACUAAUAAUGUAAAAAAUAAGUAGAAAAUUAACCUUUUUUUUUUCAGGAAGACAACGACAAUUAGUAUUGUUGACUUUUAAGAAAUCGCCUGACACCCCUCAUGUUCGAACCAUAGUAAAUCAAUCAAAUGCUUUUAUCUCCAUUCUCUCUCUGUCCCUCGGUGUGUGUGUGUGUGUGUCUCCGGAAUAGCGCUAUAUCUUCUUCGCCGGAGUUGCAAGAGCCAGAAAAAUUAUGCUUCAGAACAAGCGAAUUAACAAAUUGAAAAUCCGGGAUGGACCCGACCGUCGCACUAGGAAAGAAUUGAUGGACAAUGGCGUCUAACGGGGUAGGCGGCACUGGGGAGAACUGCGACAUCUCCAAAGGAGCAUCGUUCAUCUUUCACGCAGUAAUUCCUAGCAGUAAGCCAAACCCAUCCAUUUCUCCUGAUCUGCCCUCCCCUCAUCGAGGCGUACAAUGGGAAAGCGACACGACGCUCCACGAAAAUGUCGGCCGGUUGCUCAUCGGCUCCAUCAUGUACACUUUUACAGUUCAACAAGACAGGGAAAGAAAGAGAUGGCAAGUGGCCCUAAGAGCCCACUGGAACAGUCAGGCAACCAGGCUUCCGCAUCUUGAGCGCGCGGUCCCUCAUCAAUAAGAGAUCAAGGCUAAAUGUGCGCCACUUGGGUGCUUCUAACUCCUCUUCUUUAGGCGAAUACCCAAUUGAAUAAGCGAACAAAGGCACAUAAAUUCAUUGUUCAGUUAUUUGAUUAUUUUGGA